AUGGAAAAUUUUAGUUGUAUUAUGUAUAUUGAAUCACGAUUACUCUAUAAUAAUAUUACAUCAACAAUGCUCAACAAACAAGAUCUAGCACUUUUUAUAGCUCACGAGAAUUUUAUUACUAAAGAUACAUUUAAUCAAGGUAUUUCAAAGUAUCUCAAAAAUCAUCUUUAUUCAAUAGUAGAAAAAACCGAUCGUUGGCAAAAUUUAAAUGAACAAAUGAUUACAGAUAAUAUUUUGUUACCGAGAAAUACUAGUCUUAGUGGUAUAAUGAAUGCAUGGAUUGAUCAGAUAAGUUAUCCUUAUGUAGAAGUAAUACGUGCCUAUUCAAUAAAUAUGAUUUUAAUUAGUCAACAUCAGUUUUUAUUUGAUGUUAAAGCGCAACCACCCAAUUCUCCUGAUAACUAUCAAUGGUAUAUUCCAUUUCAAUUCAAAUCUUUAUGA
This is a messenger RNA of Rotaria sordida, 441 nucleotides long. Lineage: Eukaryota; Metazoa; Rotifera; Eurotatoria; Philodinida; Philodinidae. The record is from the annotation of a GenBank genome assembly.